AAGAUACUCUGACACCCCUUUUUUCAAACGGGGGGGUCGUCAACCACUUGACCCCCCCCCCUGGAUCCGCGCCUGUUAAGGACUUGUCUAAAAAAAGUAGAUUUAGCAGAGGGAAAACAAAACCAUUUUCAUUCAAGCUUGAAUUUUCACCCUCAACAGUUACAAAAGAGGUUUAUGUUUCUCAAAGUAUUAUUUCUCUGAUUGGGGAAGUUGGUGGUUGGACAGGUUUAUUACUAGGUUACAGCAUUCUGGGAUUAGGAUUUAUGGUCAAAACUAAAUUUAUUCCAAAAAAGAGAAAGCUUGGGUUUAAGAUCUAUGUUUACCUAAUUAUUGGAAUAUCUAGUGCUAUGCUCUACCAGCUCAUUUUCUCAACAAUAAAACUGCAGAAUAACCUUACUGGAAGUACAAUAGAAUACAAGAAAUCAGAACAUAAUCUCAAUAUUUCAAUAUCCAUCUGCAACUCUUUGAAAACAUGGCCUACGUCUGUUACAACAGAACUUAACAGAUCUGGCUCAAUAUCUUAUAAAGAUAAACAGACAAACCAAUGGCUACGGUAUCAAGAUACUGACAUUUCAGAUGUUUUUACUUGGCAGGAAGAUAUACAAUCAUAUUACACGUGUAAAUCAACCAGCUUUAAAGGAGAGGAAUUAAAGAUUAUUCAUAAUCUUGAUCCAUAUUUGGGCGAUGCAAUAUUUGUACAUGAUAUUAACUUUAUCACUGGUGGUACAUCUUUGCAACUGAAGAGAACUAUGUUAACUGAGAACAAAAUUCUUCUAUUGAAAGCUCAAGCAUUUCAGAGCAUUGAAGAAGAAAAUGUUUGCUCUAACUCUAUAGAUUUUGGUUCAUGUAGAGAUGAUUAUAUAGCUUAUGAAUUCAACAAAACCCAUGGAUGCCUCUUCAUUAACAUGAAGAAUUCUGGAGAAAAGUACAAAGAAUGUGAACUUCCAGAAAAGUUCCCUGCUCCAUCUGUAUCAAAUGGAGGAGAAGAAAAUAGAAAUGUGGGAACAAAUGGAGGACAAGAAAACAGCGAUGAAUUUCUACCAUUUUGGGAACCAACGAUGGAACCAUCAGGAAAAAGUGGUGAUUUGACGUUUAAAGAAACAGUAUUUACUGUUAAAUUUGUUUUCUUCUGA
Messenger RNA from Eurytemora carolleeae, 1133 nucleotides. RefSeq lists its product as uncharacterized. NCBI's taxonomy places the organism in Eukaryota, Metazoa, Arthropoda, Copepoda, Calanoida, Temoridae. The transcript has 4 exons. The record is from RefSeq and is a predicted model, not a curated record. The coding region runs from base 264 to 1133 and encodes 289 amino acids.